Cordyceps fumosorosea ARSEF 2679 is the source of this 855-nucleotide messenger RNA. Its product is annotated as phosphotyrosyl phosphatase activator. The transcript has a single exon. Gene Ontology annotation, biological process: mitotic spindle organization. The coding region runs from base 1 to 855 and encodes 284 amino acids. Gene Ontology annotation, cellular component: nucleus; cytoplasm; protein phosphatase type 2A complex. The record is from RefSeq and is a predicted model, not a curated record. Gene Ontology annotation, molecular function: protein tyrosine phosphatase activator activity; peptidyl-prolyl cis-trans isomerase activity. NCBI's taxonomy places the organism in Eukaryota, Fungi, Ascomycota, Sordariomycetes, Hypocreales, Cordycipitaceae.
AUGGUCGCCGCGCGCCCCCGGCUCGAGGUCCUGGACCGCGGCGCCCUGCCAGCCUUCACCACCCCGAGCAAGCGCAUCCACGAGGCCGCCGACGUGCCCGCCUUCCUCACCAGCCUGGCCUACCGCGACAUCGGCGUCUUCAUCAUGCAGCUCAACCACGCCGUGUGCCCGCGCCGCCGCCCCGGAAACGCCGCCGCCCCGCCGCAGACCUUUGCCCUCCCCAUCCAAGGGUCCGCCCCCCCCAGCGCGUCCGUCGCGGCGCUGCAGGAGCUGCUCGCCGGCAUCGAGCGCCUCGUUGAGGAGGCGCCGCCCGCGCCCGGCCCGCGCCGCUUCGGCAACCUGAGCUUUCGCGCGUGGCACGCACUGCUGGCGCAGAGGGUGGACGGCAUGCUCGGCAGGAGCUACCUCCUAGGCGCCUUUGGUAGCGCGCAGCGCCUUGACUACGGCACGGGUCACGAGCUCAGCUUCGUCGCGUUCCUCGGGUGUCUGUGGAAGCUCAGCCACUUCCAUCAGACGGAGAGGCCCGUGGCCGAGGUGGAGAGAGAAAUCGUCUUUUCCGUCAUCGAACCGCAAGUAGUAGCGGCCCAACCGCACGCUCCCCCUCACUACGUGCACCAGACUGACCAAGGGCAGAUAUUUGAGGCUCGUUCGAAAGCUCAUCACCGUAUACACGCUGGAACCGGCGGGCUCGCACGGCGUAUGGGGCCUCGACGACCACUCCUUUGUGCCGUACAUUUUCGGCUCUGCGCAGCUGACGCGGCCCAUCGACGACAACGACCCCAUGCCGCUCGAGGGUUCCGUCAGGGGUGCGCCCAAGACUGGCGACAUCACCAAGGCACUAGUUGUCGAGGAUAA